GUACGUCACUUCAAUCUUGUUUGCAAUUGUAUCACACAAAAAAUAAAAUAUACUACACUGUUUAAAAUAACUCUAGUAUCUUUCGAAUGACUUACUUUAACAAUUGUGAUACAACAAAAUUCCAUUGGUCCUAAGAUUUAGCUUUUGUGCGCCGUAAUUCUCUACAUACAUACAUAUUUAUGUGUUUACACUAUAUGCAAACAUGAUCGAUAUAUUGUCAUUGCCGCGACGGAACAAUGUGACCAGCCAAAUGAUGACCAAGCAGCCCAGCUAUAAGACUGGGCUGCCCAUUAACAGUUUACCAGGUUGGGAGUUAAUACCUCUUAACUGUAAAUUACCCAUGCUCAAGUGUCCGGGUAAUCAGGUGAUAUUCUCAAAGGAUAAAAUCGGACAAACGUUUAAAUGUAGUAUGCAGGAUUUCGAUUCAUCGGUAACAGUUCAUAUACCGGAAUAUAAUCCGUUGCACGAUUCAAAUUUGAAGACCUUCUACUCGAACGAGCGCAAUCUAAAGAGAUUGCGCGAGAAUGGCGAGAUAACCAAUGAGAAUGAAGUGAUAUGUAACCUAAAGGAUUUCAAUCAAUAUCGUGAGGAUCUGCACAAGUCCCAGCUGUACUAUGUGCUGCAAGCGUAUAGGCAAAGGGAAGCGGAGAGGCACGAUCGCAUGUUGAUUGCCAAUGCCGAGGGCAUCUCGCGAAAGGAUAACCUACAAUCAAGUAUUCGGCAUCAGAGUCAUGACGAAGUCAUAGCUAGAAAGCAACAAUUGGAACAGGAAAAGCACGAGAGGAAAGUAAGGAUAUAUAAUAUGACGGAGGAGAAAUUCAAAAAAAUGGAGAACAUGUUAGCUAUGCAGCAGAUGCUGCUCGAGCAUCGCAAAAUGUUGACCAAUAUGCGUAUCCAGGCGCACAUCAGUCUGCAUCAGGAUCUGCAGCGCAAACAUUUGAUCAAGCUGAAGAAGCUGUUCCAAUUCAAAAAGGAUCGCUAUAACAAGAAUAUGCGUAAUUUGUUCAAACAACGUGUGAUCAAAAACGCCGAGGGACAAAUACAAUCGUGGCAUAAACGCCUGAACGAACGCAUUGCCAAUCAACGAAGGAUCGAUGUGCUCCUCAGCGAGGUUCAACAGGAACGCGCCUAUUUUAUUGAGAGCCACAAGGAGAAAUAUCGCGAGAAAUGGCAAAAUAUUCAGGAACAAAUCAAACGACGCUCUCAUGACAACAGGCAGCAGAAGAAUUCCAAAGGACUCAAGAAAAAGACAAAGAAGAAGAGGGUAGCUGAUACUAUCAAAACUGUGGCGCCUUCGUUCUGUGAUGAAUAUCAAGCUAGCUUUGAAGGUCUGCUAGAUAGCGAGCUCUGCUACGCUUUGAAUACAGCUAUUGAGUUAGGUGGACAUACCCCAUUGACCUUCGACACCAAUGACCCCAUCUACAAGGCGGCAAAGUAUAUACUCAAUCAUAUAUUAUACGGAUUCAAUGUGGAUUUAAGUGAAGAUCCGUGUGCCAUGCACGUACUAUCCGAACGCAUUAUGAACUUCCUAUGCGAUGCCAAGAAAUAUGUUAACUACAAAGCCAUACAGAUCAUUGGCUUUGCCAAUGAUAACAAGGCCAUGGAGCUGCCAUCAACAAAUGCCAAAUCUGGUAUGUCUAGCAAGAAUCAUGCACGUGUCUCCCAUGUCUCGUUUAGUGGCGUUGCUAGCACCAUUGGUGUCGGUAGCUAUGAGAUACAUCCGUUUGUGGACGUGCGUCCUUGCGCGGAACGUCGACCAACACCGGCGGGCUCAUUGACCUCCUUGAUAGUUAACCAAAUCGGGGAUCAGGUCAUACAGGAGAAGGUGCGCCUGCCGCACUUAAAUCGCAAGGAGAUCAUUUUCAUUGAACACUAUUUGGUCAAGUUUAAGCGGGAACUGCUCGUGGGUCUCGAUAAGCAGGUGUUUGCUGCAAUACAAUGUCAUUAUGAGAAUCGCAUUAUGGAGGUGCGCGAAGAGCUGCUCGAGCUGGACAAAGACUUUUUAUACAAUCAAAUUUCUUUGGGCAUACUCAGCUACGCCGUGAACCCACUUAACUAUGAGACGGCAUUGAUGCUGACAAUAAAUGUGAUUGCGAAUCAAUGUAUUUGGGGAUUGCAGCAGACGCUGCUUAAACCAGGUAUCGAGCCGAAGACCAUGUCACAUCCGAUUAGCUGCGGCAGCGAGCGUGACCGAGACCAACGCGCCCUCUGCACUAGCUAGUUAACAACUCUUCCUAUCUUUGUCGUAUGUAUUAUACCAUGAUGGACAGAGAAUCCACAGGUAUGCUCUAGUGUUUGGUGCCCACAAAUUUAAUGUAGAAAUAUAUGAAACUCACCGUAUUUAACAUA
Messenger RNA from Drosophila hydei, 2349 nucleotides. RefSeq lists its product as uncharacterized. Lineage: Eukaryota; Metazoa; Arthropoda; Insecta; Diptera; Drosophilidae. The transcript is spliced from 3 exons. Bases 203 to 2221 code for a protein of 672 amino acids. The record is from RefSeq and is a predicted model, not a curated record.